GUCCUUGGCAGGUGCCCCAGGCAUGCCAGGCUUCCGUGUGCUGCUCUGCCUCUGCUCCUUGACGUGCUGCCUCACCCUGCUGCCGGCAGCCGGGAACACGAUCCUAAGCUUUGGCCCCUGCAGGAUUUCCAUGAGCAUGAGUGAGAUCAGGGCUGGCUUCACCGCCAUCAAAGCCAACAUUCAAGCCCGGGACCCCAUCAGGACACUGAGCAUCCUGUCCCACCCACACUCCCUGCACAGGGUCCAGUCUUCAGAUAAAUGCUGCAUCGUCCAUAAAGUCUUCAACUUCUACGUGGACAAAGUCUUCAAGCACUGCCAGACUGAGAAUUCCUACAUCAACCGAAAGAUCAGCAGCAUAGCCAACUCCUUCCUCAGCAUCAAAAGGAAACUCGAGCAGUGUCACGAAGAAAAGAAGUGCUUGUGUGGACAGGAACCCACUGAGAGAUUUAAGCAGAUACUUGUGAACUAUGAAGGGCUGAAUGUCACAUCAGCAGCAAUGAAAUCCCUGGGCGAGCUGGACAUCCUGCUGGACUGGAUGGAGAAAUCCCCAUAGAGAAGAACCAUGCACUAACAGAGCUGGAGGAGGCUGCAGACCUUGGGAAUGCACCGUCCCAGAGCCAUUUCUCACUGACUGCAGCUGAUGUUCGAGCAAACACUGAGUGUAUGGCCAGGCACGGGAGCAGGCACAUGCAUCCACAGGGUCUUGCAUUUGGAUGGAAGAGUGGAGUUCUCUUGAAUCAACAGAGCAUUCACAUCUCUGACUUCUAUCAAAAGACACUUUCCAAGGGAAGAAUUUUAAAGAGUUCUCUUGCUAGCAUGCAUAAGCUAUGAUAACUUAAUAAAAGUAUUGUUUAAACUAUACACUUUUUGAAUAAGGGCUGUAUGUUCAUGAGUACUGAGUGCCUGGCAGGAACUGCUCCCAUACAGCUGAUGCUACAGAACUGCAAUUGCAUCUCUGGGCUCAGCUCUGGCUAAAAGGAGGUGAUAGGUGACAAACACUUGCAAGAAUAGGUCCUUGCAGGUACUGCAAGCCAAGGAAAUCUGUGUUUCCUUUCCAGCUGACGUUUUCUGCAGUCUCAGUAAAAGAAAGUGUUCGAUAGAAGAUAUGUGGUUGCUGAAUAGAAGAAACUUCUGGUGUGCAUUUACUGACACUCAGCAGCAGGCUUUGUGGAAGGCUGAUGCACUUACUGUAAACAAACCCAGCCUGAAACUGCGCUGAGUCUGCGCUGAAUUCUGUCAGAAUUCUGAGGAAUUACAUUUCGAGUUGGUGAAACUCUGAGCUCACCGUGGUGCCCUCUCAGAGCAGGUGCAGCCCCCGUGGCGAUGUGUUCCGAUGCACCACAUAACCCAUGACCACGGCUCUGAAGCCUAGAGACUUCUUUUUUUUUAGGAAAAAAAAAAAAAAACAUAAAAAAAAACAAGUGAUGUUGGGUUAUUUUCAUUUGUGAGAGCCAUCAGGAGGCAGCAGGUGUCUGAUUUUGUCUGCUUUCAAAUGCGAGUGGAUGUGCUGGUGCGCAGAAGUGCCAGGCCUCGUCCUGCAGCACUGGGGCUGCAGUGGGAGGAGGAACGUCCUGCAGCGGGCACCCCCCGUGCUGGAAACUCCACAUUGCAAAGCAGAGCGAUGGGAAACCAGCCCUGUUUGUAUAUGGGAUCCCUUCCAUCGAGCACAAUGGAUAGCUCCUGGCCACCCCCACCUCUUCGGGCUCUUUUAGCCUCGAGUGGCUGCAGACACAGUGGUUGCUCACCGUCCUUGCUCAAAUAUUUGCUUAUGCCAAAAAGAAAAUGCUUGUAGGGCCUUCCUUCACUUAAUUUACUUUCCCAUGAACAGCAUUUUGCAGUGUGACUUCCAUGCUCCUGUCCACGCGCUCCGCUCCUGCAGAGGAAAGGCCGCCCUGGGGCAGGUGGAGGAGGAAGCUGCCUCACAAAGGGAGAGAGAAAGGGGUUUUCUCCUCCUGGAGAUUUCCAAACCAUAGAAUUCUCCUGCAGCUGUAUUGCUGCUCAGCCCCUGGGGACGCCUUUCCUAUUGCACCAGAAUCAUUCAUUCACUUCCAGCAACCGCGGGCAGGCACAGACCCGUCCUAUCCCUGCUGCUCCUGCAGGAGCCCCUGUCCCGUGCUGCGGGAGGGAAGCAGUAAUGCUCUUUAUUCUAUUUUAUGGCUCACUAUCAGAGAUGCACACAUCUCAGGCAGUCAGGGAGCCUGAGCAGGUCAGUGCUGUUUCUGCCUGUCCUCUCCAUCCCUCCCUGCCUCUCACUGCCCUGGCUGCUGCCUGGGGAUGUGCAGAACCUCUUGUGUUCAGGGCAAAUUGCUGCUGCUUUGUCUUGCCUCCAUCCUCACUGCUUUCUGCACAGCUUUAACUGUGGGGCCUUUGGCUUUCUGCCCCAGGACCUGACCUAUGGGCAGCAGCGCUCGUGCAGCGGUGCACAAAUAAAUGGCUUCUCUCUGCUGAAUAACCCACUCUCGAGGAUGAGACCAGGAAACAACACUGUUUUAAUUGCAGCCAUCAUUGCUUCUGCCUGGACAAA
Messenger RNA from Numida meleagris (helmeted guineafowl), 2524 nucleotides. Its product is annotated as interleukin-20-like. Bases 23 to 553 code for a protein of 176 amino acids. The record is from RefSeq and is a predicted model, not a curated record. NCBI's taxonomy places the organism in Eukaryota, Metazoa, Chordata, Aves, Galliformes, Numididae. The transcript has 5 exons.